Messenger RNA from Ziziphus jujuba (common jujube), 4670 nucleotides. RefSeq names its product MDIS1-interacting receptor like kinase 1. The transcript has 2 exons. Bases 529 to 3618 code for a protein of 1029 amino acids. Gene Ontology annotation, molecular function: ATP binding; protein binding; protein kinase activity. The record is from RefSeq and is a predicted model, not a curated record. NCBI's taxonomy places the organism in Eukaryota, Viridiplantae, Streptophyta, Magnoliopsida, Rosales, Rhamnaceae. Gene Ontology annotation, biological process: protein phosphorylation.
UAAAAAAGCAUAAAAGUUUCACAUAUAUGCACUGCAUUAAACAAUCGAUAAAAUGUUUUAAGAAUUAACAGAAAUUAAAAUAUAAGAGAGAGCAUUAGGAAGAUUUGAAUAAAAAGAGUUUAUAUAAUAAAUAAAGAAAUGCACAAGUUGACUAUGCUAACAGAAGAAGAAGAAGAAACAGUGCAUGAAAUAGUAUAGUAAGAACACAUUCUCUCCCAUGUCUAAUGUCGGAGAAACUUCCAACAAGUCCAAAGCUUCCCCGUCAUUACUUGCUGUUUAACAGCUGUUGCAGUGUCCAAGACCUCACGAGCUCUCAAACUAUUACAACUAAUCCUUUCAAUUUAAUAUUUACUUUAUAAACCAUCACGUUUCCAUUAACAAUUCUUCUCCUCAGUAUUCUUCCUCAUAAAACAGUUGCUCUGUUUUUUUCCCCCUCUCAAUGGCUUUCCCCAACUCGUCCAUCCAUUUUCUAUCCACGUUUUCCAUAGUGUACUGAAACCAAUGGUGGAAAACCAGAGAGCAUAGCUAAUGGAAGCAUUGAAGAACAGCAAGAUGCAAUUGAAAACCCAAUUGUUGUUGCUCUUCUUCUUUUACUGUUACAUUAGUUUCUCUUCAAAUGGUGUUUCUGCUGUGGCUAAUGAUGAAGUAUCUGCUUUACUCGCGAUAAAGUCAGGUCUCAUCGAUCCGUUAGAUAGCCUUAAAGAUUGGAAAUUGCCAGAGAAGGUGGUUGGUAAGUAUGCAGCUCACUGCAAAUGGGCUGGUGUGCAGUGCAACACAGAGGGAUAUGUGGAGAAGCUUGAUCUCUCCCACAUGAAUCUCAGUGGACGUCUGUCCGAUGACAUCCAACGACUGAGAAGCCUCGCGUAUCUCAACUUGUGUGGCAAUGGGUUCUCAUCUUCAUUGCCAAAAUCCAUAUCCAAUCUCACAACAUUGAAAAGCCUUGAUGUCAGCCAGAAUUUCUUCACUGGGGGUUUUCCAGUAGGAGUUGGAAGAGCAGCUGGACUGACUAUCGUCAAUGCCUCAAGCAAUAACUUUUCGGGAAUUCUUCCUGAAGAUCUUGGAAAUGCCACUUUGUUGGAGGUUUUGGAUCUCAGAGGGAGCUUCUUUGAGGGGUCGAUUCCAAAAUCUUUUAAGAAUCUGCAGAAGCUGAAGUUUCUUGGCCUUUCUGGGAAUAACCUGACAGGCCAAAUCCCAGCAGAGCUUGGACAGCUUUCAUCACUGGAGAGUAUAAUUCUUGGAUACAAUGAAUUUGAAGGUGGAAUCCCAGUGGAGUUCGGAAAUCUCACCAAUCUUAAAUAUCUAGAUUUGGCAGUUGGCAAUCUUGGAAAACAAAUUCCAGCUGAACUGGGGAGGCUGCUGCACCUAGAGACUGUUUUCUUGUAUAAGAAUGAUUUCGAAGGCAGAAUUCCAUCAGAAAUUGGCAAUAUUACUUCAUUACAACUGCUAGAUCUCUCUGAUAAUAUGCUAUCAGGGGAAAUUCCUGCUGAACUAGCUGAGCUGAAGAAUCUACAGCUCCUAAAUCUAAUGUGCAACCAAUUGUCGGGUUCGAUACCUCCUGGAAUUGGAAAGUUGGCUCAUUUAGAAGUUCUUGAGCUCUGGAACAAUUCGUUUUCAGGUCCUUUGCCUAUUGAUCUUGGCAAGAAUUCAGCAUUGCAGUGGUUGGACAUAUCAUCCAACUCAUUCUCUGGUGAGAUUCCAGCAAGCUUAUGCAAUGGGGGCAAUCUCACCAAGCUGAUCCUGUUCAACAAUGCCUUCUCAGGUCCCAUUCCAGUUGGCCUAUCAUCGUGUUUCUCAUUGGUUCGUGUUCGAAUGCAGAACAAUCUUCUAUCCGGGACAAUACCUGUUGGGUUUGGCAAGCUUGGGAAGCUACAGAGGUUAGAAUUGGCAAACAACAGUCUUACUGGUAUAAUCCCAGAUGACAUUUCUUCUUCCACUUCACUUUCUUUCAUUGAUUUCUCUAGAAAUCAUCUCCAUUCUUCUCUUCCUUCCACCAUUCUUUCCAUUCCCAGCCUCCAAAAUUUCAUAGUUUCGAAUAAUGACUUGGUAGGAGAAAUGCCAGACCAAUUCCAGGACUGUCCAUCACUUUCUGUUCUGGAUCUCUCAUCAAAUCAUUUCUCUGGAAGCAUUCCAGCAAGCAUUGCUUCAUGUGAGAAAUUAGUAAACUUGAAUCUCAGAAACAACCAGUUGAGCGGAGAAAUCCCGAAGGCAAUCGCCAUGAUGCCUACAUUGGCCAUUCUUGAUCUAUCCAACAAUUCUUUAUCAGGUGGAAUACCUGAAAACUUUGGAAUAUCUCCAGCCUUGGAAACUCUCAAUGUCUCAUACAACAGGUUAGAGGGUCCUGUUCCAGCAAAUGGUGUGCUGAGAACGAUAAACCCAAAUGAUCUUGUGGGCAAUGCUGGUCUCUGUGGUGGUGUUCUUCCUCCAUGUUCAAAAGAUUUAGCAUUCACAUCUCGCCAAAGGAAUUCACACGCAAGGCACAUUGUUGCCGGAUGGGUCAUUGGAAUAUCAUCUGUUUUAACAAUUGGGAUUUUGCUUCUUGGUGCUCGAUCUGUGUAUAAAAGAUGGUAUUCAAGCGGGCAUUGCUUUGGAGAAAGCAUCCAAAUGGGCAAUGGAGAGUGGCCAUGGAGACUGGUGGCAUUCCAGAGACUUGGCUUUACAAGUGCAGACAUCCUUUCUUGCUUGAAGGAAUCAAAUGUGAUAGGAAUGGGAGCAACUGGGGUUGUUUAUAAGGCUGAGAUGCCGCGAUCAAACACAGUUGUUGCCGUUAAAAAGUUAUGGAGAUCAGGAACAGACAUUGAAACUGGGAGCAGUGAUGAUCUUGUUGGGGAAGUGAACCUUCUGGGGAGGCUAAGGCAUCGAAACAUUGUCCGGUUGUUGGGAUUUCUUCAUAAUGACACAGAUGUUAUGAUUUUAUAUGAGUUCAUGCACAAUGGAUGCCUAGGAGAAGCUUUGCAUGGCAAGCAAGCGGGGAGAUUACUUAUAGACUGGGUUACCAGAUACAACAUCGCACUCGGGGUUGCCCAAGGACUUGCUUAUCUCCACCAUGAUUGCCACCCACCUGUCAUCCAUCGAGAUGUCAAGUCCAAUAACAUUCUACUGGAUUCGAAUCUCGAGGCAAGGAUUGCUGAUUUUGGGUUGGCAAGAAUGAUGGUCAGGAAGAAUGAGACAGUCUCCAUGGUUGCUGGGUCCUACGGCUACAUUGCCCCUGAGUAUGGAUACACAUUGAAGGUUGAUGAAAAGAUAGAUAUAUACAGUUAUGGAGUUGUUUUAUUGGAGCUCCUCACCGGAAAACGGCCAUUAGAUUCCGAGUUUGGAGAGUCGGUAGACCUUGUUGAAUGGAUUAGAAGGAAGAUUAGGGAUAACAAAUCUUUAGAAGAAGCAUUAGACCCCAGUGUAGGAAAUUGCGAACAUGUUCAAGAGGAGAUGCUCUUAGUCCUUAGGAUAGCACUUCUUUGUACUGCCAAGCUUCCCAAAGAUAGACCUUCCAUGAGGGAUGUCAUAACCAUGCUUGGAGAGGCAAAGCCUAGGAGGAAAAGCAGUAGCAACGAAGGGUAUACGAAUACGACUAACACACAGAAGCCAGUCUUCGGUACUUCACCUGUAAAUGGCCUUCUGUAGGGAACAGAUUUAAGUUUCCCUCUCUGGUCCUUUUUUUUUUCCUGUUUGAUUCUUGUUUCGUAUGUAAUGUUUGUAAUCACUGGUUCAUAUCAGUCUAUAAGAUUUUUAGGGGUACAUUAAAAUUUGACUUUUAAGGUGCAUAUAAUGUUCUAUUUUUGUGCAACAAAGCUCCAUAGAAUCAGAAAAACCCGUCAGUUGUACCCAUUGCCCUGUAUUAGAUAACAAAGGAAACUUUUUGAAAACUAGAGAUUAGUCAAUUAAUUUCUUCCAUUGUGGCAUUCUCUCAGAAACUACUUUUUCAAUGACAAUAAUUAUCUAAGAAUACUCGGAUGGUUCAUAUACCUAUCCUAAAAGGCUAAGAAGAAAGAACAAGGCAUGGCACGAGGUUAUAGCAAAAACACAUUUAGAGCAACAUAUCCUGCAAAAUUGUUUGUGUAUAAUUCCCUGGAUUAAGAUGGAUCUGAACCAUAGUUUCUUAAGCUGAACAACUAUUGGGAUCAAAUGCAGUUAAUCAUGUAUACUUCCCAACCAGCUGUUUUAAUAAAUCCUUAAUAGGCAUUUCCAAACUUUUAAUCAGGAGAUGAAACAAUUCUGUUCGAAUUUCAAUCUCAGCAACAUGAAUGAAAGAAAAAGAUAAAAUUUCAACCAGCUCUAUGAGAGCAACAAUGAUGAUUGCAGUCAGAAAGUGGGAAAACGUGCCAACCAUUGUACUUCUAAGGUUUAAAAUACAUAAUAUCACACCAUUCCUCUCCAUUAUUGUUAUUAUUUUUUGGGGGAGCCCAUAAGGUGUGUAGAGAGUACAAAAUCAAAUGUGCAUCCCCAUAUUUACAACAUAAACAAACAGGCAUUCGCCACAGCAUAUGCAGAGUGUAUAUUAGUUACUGAGACUCGAAGCUAAUAUGAUUGGUUCUUGAAAGCAGGGAGAUAUUCCCAUCCAAAGAGUAGCAAGAAUUUAAAAAAAAAAAAAAAUGAAAAUUACCAGAAAUGGCAACCAAGCUGAACAGAAGAGCUGCCGACCCUUUUCUUUUUUUUUCUUUUUUUUUUUUUAAAUU